AUGUCUUCAUUUAAUGACGUUUCCAAGGGCGUGCUGUCUGUUUCUUUUUCUUGGGUUGGAAAACUAACCAAACUCUACCACUUGAACCUUGCAGAUACCAACAUAAAGGGAGAAUUCCUAUCUUUUGUGUCUAACCUGACACAACUUGAAUUUCUAGACUUGUUCGAUAAUGAAAUAUCAGGUCAAAUCCCAUCUUGGCUUAUGAAGUUGACCCAGUUAACAACUAUAAGCCUUGGUUAUAACAAUUUGCAAGGACCAAUGCCUAGGUCGCUCUUCCAACUCAAAAAUCUUGAAUAUCUUUUUCUUACCGGUAAUAACUUGAGUGGGUUGGUUGAGUUUGAUCAGUUUUCCAAACUCAAAAAGUUGAAGGGCCUUGAAUUGUCGUACAACAUGUUAUCUGUGGAUAUCAGAAAUGAUUUAAGUGCUACUCUUCCAAAGCUUCAAACUCUAGCACUGGGCUUCUGCAACUUAACAGAGUUUCCAAAUUUUUUGAAAAAUCAAUCCGAACUGACUGAGCUAGACCUUUCCUACAACAAAAUUCACAGGCGAAUAACAAAAUGGGUCUCGAAUGCAACUAGAGAAACUUUGUCAGAACUCUAUCUCGAGAACAACCUUUUAACUGGAUUUGACCAAAAUCAAGGCAUUCUCCCAUGGCCGAAUCUGACGGCUCUGUCUCUUGGGUCUAACAUGUUACAAGGACCUCUGCCAAUUCCAACGCAAUCAAUCAGAUUUUAUGAUGUCGAAAACAAUGAAUAUACUGGAGAAAUAUCACCUCUGUUCUGCAACUUCAAUAAUCUCCAAAUUCUCGAGUUGUCCAACAACAACCUUAGUGGCAUGCUUCCACAAUGUUUGGGGGAAGCUACCAAGAGGGGUGAUGAAUUGUACUCAGUUAAAGGUAUGUUGCCCUAUAACUACUUAGAGAUCUGGAAUUCCAUGAAAUAUGUUGAUGAACACCAGCCAACUUAUUUUGAAGUAUUUACGGAUGUCGUCGGUGGACACUGCUUUUAUUAUUAUUACGCAAUGACAAUAAGUGGCAAAGGUGUUGAGUUGAAAUAUGAAAGGACCCCUUAUCUUCUCACACUCAUAGAUCUGUCAAGUAAUAGAUUUGAAGGAGAGAUUCCAAAAGGUCCCGUUGGGAACCUAAGAGGCCUUGUUUUGCUGAACCUUUCCAACAACUUUCUCACUGGUCACAUCCCCUCAUCUUUAGGGGACUUGGCUGUUCUCGAAUCGUUAGAUCUCUCCCAGAACCAGCUCUCAGGAAGGAUCCCGAGUAAUUUGGCACAACUCACUUUCCUUGCAUAUUUUAAUGUAUCCCAUAACCAUCUCUCUGGGCCUAUACCACCUGGCAAACAAUUCGAUACAUUCCAUAAGGAUUCGUACGAAGGAAACUCAUGUCUGUGUGGAAAGUCUCUACCAAAUAAAUGUGAAGAUUCUGAGAGCUCAACACGGACACCACCAUCAAUCGUGGAAGAAGAUGAAGAUUCUGUAUUUCAAAUUGCACUAGAUUGGUAUGUGGUUGUGCCAGGAGUUGUUAGUGGUCUGAUAGUUGGAGUGGUUGUUGUGGACAUAUGGACAACAAAGAAGCAUGAAUGGUGUGUGGAGACAUUUAGCAGGAGGAGGAAGCGAAGAGGCACAAGGGCUAGGAGGGGACGCAUAACUUAG
Molecule: messenger RNA, 1662 nt
Organism: Prunus armeniaca (apricot)
Lineage: Eukaryota; Viridiplantae; Streptophyta; Magnoliopsida; Rosales; Rosaceae
Source: the annotation of a GenBank genome assembly